Sphaeroforma arctica JP610 is the source of this 1331-nucleotide messenger RNA. RefSeq lists its product as hypothetical. The coding region runs from base 1 to 1089 and encodes 362 amino acids. The record is from RefSeq and is a predicted model, not a curated record. NCBI's taxonomy places the organism in Eukaryota, Ichthyosporea, Ichthyophonida. The transcript has 11 exons.
AUGAUUCUAGAUCCCUGGCUGAAACAAACAAAACGAGAUCAACCACGUUGCCCAAAUUGUCGAUCCAUUGUGAAAUCCGUGGGUGGUUGGGCGACUAUAAACCUUGGAAAGAUCGGUCCCCAAUCUUCCCAAGGUUUGGACUCUGGAGAAUGUAAUCUGACUGAUGAUCACAAACAAAAUGAAGCCCUACAAAGGAUAGAAGUGCUGGAGGCUGAAGUCAGAUCAAUUAAAGUCAAAUCAAGCGAUCUGGAAGCAGAGAAUGCCAAAAACAAAGACGAUCUGAAAGCGGAAAAGAAAAAGAAUAAAACGCUGAUACAGAAGAACGCAGACUUGGCCGGCAAAUUAGAGAGUAAUUUCCAAGAACAGUUCCACUUACGCGAAGCACUUAAGAAUGCGAGAGCCAAAAACGACGAAUUUACAAUGCUGAACAAACUGAUGACCGCUCCCAGUAAUUCCUUUAAGCAUGAAAAGGGCAAGUUCGAGAAUGUCAGCAACGACCUUCUGAUAAGCGUGUUCCUACAGGAAAAACAUACUAAAGAAAGGCUGGAGCGACACUACAAAGAAAAACUCAGAGAGGCGGACUUUGACAACAAUACACUUAAGCAGCGGAUGCACGAGAUCAAGAGAUCAGAACAGCUCAUAGAGGGCGAUAAAAUGGAGAUGUACGCGACCACUAAACGGCAACACGAAUUGCUGAAAGAAAGGGAUGCGACUAUUGUGACGUUGGAGAAUGAACUGGACACAAGCAAGAAACAAUGCAAACGGUAUAGGAUCUGGUAUAACGAACACAAAGACCAGAUUGGGACGUCUAUGUCAACGAAACCAGCAGCAACUUCUAGCGCGGUACCAGCGCAAUCGGCUUCACAAGGUCGGCGCAAAGGGGAAGGUAACAAAGAGAACUCCCGGAACGGAAAUUCCAGGCUUGUUUCCGUACCAAAGAAAGUAAUUUCUAGUGGAAUGGAUGAUCCCAUGCUGGCAAGCCUGGCUAGUGCUUUUAAAAGCCGUCCGAAAAGCAUUAACACGCUGAGUAACGCUCGCCCCCCGCUAGGAGCAGUGAAGGUGUGCGAGCGAUGCGUCGUGUGUUGGUGAAAGUCUGAGCUCUAAGAAUUGCUGAUUCACAUCGUGCCCACUAUCCACUGUGUUCCUGCUCGUUUGUAUCUGCAGUCUUGGUCAGGGCUGACGGCUCACGUUGUUGUAUUAAAUAGGGCAUUGCACUGGUACGUGAACAGUGCCGUGACCGGAAACUAUUGUAUUGAUCUCGACUUACUGUGGAAAAAAUCUGGGGAGUUUUCUUUUAACUCCCAUAAAAACAACCUCUCAUCUCUUUCUAU